GGAUUCUGGGCUACGCUUAGAGCCAGGCUGUUGCUGAGCACCCAGGAGAGAGAGAAGCAGCGAGAAACAGCCAAGAGUUGGUGCCAGACCAAGAGAACCCUGAGCAAGAGUUGGAGUCGAAGUCGCUUUUGCUAAAGGAGCAGCAACUAAAGAAGUUAAAAUGAUGCUGCUUAUCUUGGGACUGCUCACCUCCUUCCUUUCUUUCCUGUAUUUGACAGCUCCAACCAUCAGGAAGUUUUUUGCUGGCGGGGUUUGCAGAACAAACAUGCAGCUUCCUGGGAAGGUGGUGGUGAUCACUGGCGCCAACACGGGCAUCGGCAAGGAGACGGCCAGAGAGCUCGCUCGCAGAGGAGCCCGAGUAUACAUUGCCUGCCGAGAUGUUCUGAAGGGGGAGUCUGCUGCCAGUGAAAUCCGAGCCGAUGCAAAGAACUCCCAGGUGCUGGUGCGGAAACUGGACCUAUCUGAUACCAAAUCCAUCCGAGCCUUUGCUGAGGGCUUUCUGGCAGAGGAAAAGCAGCUCCACAUUCUGAUCAACAAUGCAGGAGUGAUGAUGUGUCCAUAUUCCAAGACAGCUGAUGGCUUUGAAACCCACCUGGGAGUCAACCACCUGGGCCACUUCCUUCUCACUCACUUGCUCCUGGAGCAGCUGAAGAAGUCCGCUCCUGCACGAGUGGUCAACUUGUCAUCAGUGGUCCACCACGCUGGCAAGAUUCGCUUUCACGACCUCCAGGGUGAGAAGUACUACAACCGGGGUUUUGCUUACUGCCACAGCAAGCUGGCCAAUGUGCUCUUUACUCGUGAGCUGGCCAAGAGACUCCAAGGCACUGGGGUCACCACCUACGCGGUGCACCCGGGCGUCGUCCGCUCCGAGCUGGUCCGCCACUCCUUCCUGCUGUGCCUGCUCUGGCAGCUCUUCUCCCCGUUCCUUAAGUCGGCGCGGGAGGGGGCCCAGACGAGCCUGCACUGCGCCCUGGCUGAGGGCCUGGAGCCCCUGAGCGGCAAGUACUUCAGUGACUGCAGGAGGACUUGUGUGUCUCCCAAGGCCAGGAACAACAAAACGGCUGAGCGCUUGUGGACUGUCAGCUGUGAGCUUCUGGGAAUCCAGUGGGAGUAGAGCUGGUGAAGGAGCCGCAGCUGUGUCAAGCGCAGUCCACACCACAGGGAAAGCAGCCCGAGGAGAGGGCCCGCCCCGAAGGACUGACCUCCUGGCUGGCUGCUAUUGCGAAUCCUGCCCUGCUCUGAUUCUCCUGACCCUUCUGGAAACCUUCACACACCCAGCCCUCUUGUGACUGACUCAUGGCAUGAGAUGUUCACACCAACAAAGCCUUCUCCAAUACUUGUAGUCAGCCACCCUUUCAGGACAGAGGACUGGGCAGAUGCCAGGCUGGGUACAGGGAUGGCAGAAGAACCUGGGAAAUUGGGUCCAUUUCCUCAUCAAUACCAGAAACGCCAGCCAGCAUGCUAGGCUGAGGUGACAGGAGCAUUGAUGUUACGUAUUUCCAGGGACUGUAGACUCCAACUCUUGACUGAUCUCUUUCCUCUUUGAAAUAUUAGUCUGGAAUCUGGACCAACUCAGGAAAAUCUUGGCUUCACCUUGGCCAAGUUUGCUUCCUUCCUCUGAGCAUCCUGGAGCCACUGCGUGAAGCUGGACCUUCCUGUUUUCUUUUUCCAGUACGUUUCUAAAAAUUAAAAAAAAAUUUCAGCAUUUCUGGGAUAUAAUUGACAUAUAACAUUGUAUGAGUUUAGACCUUCCCCUUUUCAAUCAUGUAGAUGUUUUCUUCUUCUAAAGUGUCCCCUCAUUUUAAUUUUUAGGAAAAAAAAAGACUGCACAUUC
This is a messenger RNA of Vicugna pacos (alpaca), 1834 nucleotides long. It is a transcript of the gene RDH12, whose product is annotated as retinol dehydrogenase 12. The record is from RefSeq and is a predicted model, not a curated record. NCBI's taxonomy places the organism in Eukaryota, Metazoa, Chordata, Mammalia, Artiodactyla, Camelidae.